Molecule: messenger RNA, 2512 nt
Organism: Helicoverpa armigera (cotton bollworm)
Lineage: Eukaryota; Metazoa; Arthropoda; Insecta; Lepidoptera; Noctuidae
Exons: 2
Coding region: 315-1628 (437 amino acids)
Molecular function (GO): DNA binding
Source: RefSeq, a predicted model, not a curated record
UCCGUCAAACGUUAUUCAUUAUUGGGAUAAUAAACUGAGUCACUUCAAUUUUAGCUUAAUUGCAACUAGUCCUCUGAAUAAAGCUGUCGUUAAUAGGUUUUGUUGAUAAAGACUUCUAUUAAUCUUCAUUGUGAACCUCGGUCACAAUCUAAAUUUCGAGCAGUUAACUGACUAAAGAACAAUAACGUAGUUUUAUAAUUUCGCAUCUAAUAUCGUUAUUAAUGUUUAAUCGGCGAAGUAAAAAAAAAUUGUGUUGUGAAAUAACAGAUUAAAAAUUUUAUUAGACUCCUUGUUUUGAACACUAACUGUUUAACAUGGAUCGAAAAGCAGGUUGCUCUCUAGCGGCUGGGACUUCACAACCUCCCUGUAAGCGUCGUCUAUCGAACAACUCAGCUGAUUCAACAAAACAUAGACAGCCAUGUUCAUGCAAAACAAAUGACAAAACUAUCAGACAAGCACAACAUUUUGAAUAUGAUUGUAAUGAGCCACAAAUACCAGAGUUAAUUGAAAUUUCCGACGACGAUGAUGGAAAUAACGAAGCUAUGCAACAUGUACAUGUCCCUAUUAUUACUCAUAGAAAAGGGACUGAGGAAAGCAGCACAAAUGAAAAUCCAUCGGAUGCAACCCACGACAAUAAUACAAGACUUCAGGAUUUCAGGACUUCAGGACUUCAGAAAGCUCUGGAUAAAUUAUUACCGGGAGCUUUGGAUAAAUCAUUAACAGAAGUUCUGGAUAAAUCAUUAGCAGAAGCUGUGGGUAAAUCAUUAGCGGAAGCUCUGCAUAAAUCAUUAGCAGAAGCUCUGGGUAAAUCAUUAAUGGAAGCUCUGGAAGAAUCUUUAACGGAAGCUCUGGGUAAAUCAUUAGCGGAAGCUUUUGUUAAAUCAUUAGCGGAAGCUCUGGAUGAAUCAAUAGCGGAAGCUCUGGAUAAAUUAUUAGCAGAAGCUCUGGAUAAACCAUUAGAAGAAGUUCUGGGUAAAUCAUUACCGGAAGCUCUGGGUAAAUCAUUGCCGGAAGCUCUGGGUAAAUCAUUGCCGGAAGCUCUGAGUAAAUCAUUGCUGGAAGCUCUGAAGAAGCAAAAGGAUACUGCUUCGAGUACUGACGAAGAGGAUGAAUCUGAAACAGACAGUAAUGAAACUAUUAAAUUAGGUGACGACGACGUAACUGUUGAAAAAUCUAAACAAAAGAAUGAAAUUCCUACUUUUGAACUACCCCCUGAAUACGAUCCAGCCGACUCCAGGUGGACAUUGAAGCAUAAGAAAUAUAGCCUCGAACUUAAGGAACUGAUACCCGAAAGUGGCGUGUACAUAAAUGCUAGUUCCUUUGAAUACAUUAAAACGUUAGCGAAGAAUGCUUCAGAUUUAGUUCGCCGGCUGAUGCCAGAGAUAUUUUGCGACCCAGCCUUGAGAGUUUGCAGUUUAAAAGGUGAAGCAAGAGUUUCCUAUCCCAACAUUCGUAGACCUGGCUUAGAUGAUAAUGCCGUCAGAACGAUAAUUAGAUUUGUUGAUGAAUACGGCGCAAAAAAAAACUGGGACAAGUGUGGGACAAACAUUCAUUCAGUUAUGACUCACAGGUUAUGUAUAUUACACGCACAGAAAAAAAAUACAGACUCCCCGCGGGGGAAAAAAUAGGCAAUGCUUAUUAUAUCCUUGGGUUAUUUUUUUGAAAAUCAAUACUUAAUUAGAAUUCAUAUUGUUUUUAUUCAAAUGUAAACAUGUCCGUUUUAAUUAUAAUUAGUGUAUAUCUCUUCCAGACCUCGGGACUACAGAGUCCCGGAUUUUUGGGAGGCGAACGUGGAACGUGAUUAGUGUAUAUUAUUAUUAUAUACUAAUACGCUUAUUUUUAUAAUUAAUUCUGUAACGGACCUUUCUCCCGAACCUUUUCCCAACUAACUUAUGGUCGGCUUCCAGUCUCACUGGAUGCACCUGAGUACCAGUGCCUUACAAGGACGACUGCCUAUCUGACCUCCUCAACCCAGUUACUCGGGCAACCCAAUACCCCUUGUUUAGACGGAUGUCAGACUUACUGGCUUCUGACUACCCGUAAGGACUGCCAAGGAUGUUCAAUGACAACCGGCACCUUCGGUUUAACGUGCCAUCCGAAACACAGUCAUUGAUGUCUUCGAUACGUAUUAAGUACAUAAAAACUUAGAAAAGUUGUAUUGGUACUUGCCUGACCUGGAAUCGAACCCACGCCACUUGAGAGAUUGGUUCUUUACCCACUAGCUAGGCCACCAAGACUUUCCGACGACUGCUCUGUAUGAUCAGACACCAAAAAAUCGGUGGACUUAAUAUUCUCUAGUAUAUGUAUUUUGAAGUUAUACUCAGUUACCAAAAGGCUGGCUAUUACCUCGGGCAAAGGAUCAGCAUGGCGAUCCAACGAGGUGAUGCUGCCAGCCUCUUGGGCACGCCCCAGUCGACCAAAUUUUUUGAUGCUUUUUAGUUUUUUUUGGUUUUUUAAUAUAAUAAAGUUUUUAAUUAAAAUGUAAAUAUGAUAAACCCAUAUAAAAAGUUUU